AAAUAAAACAUAUAUUCUUUUCCCCUCACUUCUCGUUUUGGGUGUAUUUGAGAAAUAAAAAUUGUUAGUGAGAAGCGAAUCAAGUCAAGAUAAUGGACGAACUUGUGGACCUGGGAGAUCCCUAUCUGUAUAUGAUUGGCAUACCAGCUGAACUUCCCCUGCACUGGACCUACAUCACAGAUUUUCUAAGCCCACAAGAAGUUCGUCAACAACACGACGAACCAAAUGUGGAAGUAAUGCCCCUCUCACAAUGGCAGCCCCUAGAAGAGACCACGGACUUCGAAGUGGUGCCCUUGCCCCAAGAACCGAGCAUUGACCUAUCGGCUGCUGGCGAUGGACAUCACGUCAUUCCGCGGAUCGCUGAUAACGAGAGGCCGGCUGUGAUCAUCUUUCGGCCCAAAAGAAAGUCAAUACCCUGGUUGAGUUGGAAGCGUCUUAUGCCGGUGAUCAUUGCGAUCUCGAGUAUUCUCUUCAAGAAGAUACUGUCCCUUUUCGGAAUCGAACUAAAUCAAGUCUUUGCCCUCGGCCUAUCAUACAAUGUCCAUGUAGCAAUUUUUCAGUGCUUUAUCGAAUGUCUUGCGACCUAAUGGAUAAAAGUAGCCAAAGCAGCUUAUAGUAUUUGGCAUAUAACUGUGUUUUAAAGCGUGCUUUCAAACAAAAAUGGCAUAAUUUUUAA
Drosophila yakuba is the source of this 676-nucleotide messenger RNA. RefSeq lists its product as uncharacterized. The record is from RefSeq and is a predicted model, not a curated record. The transcript has a single exon. Lineage: Eukaryota; Metazoa; Arthropoda; Insecta; Diptera; Drosophilidae. Bases 93 to 587 code for a protein of 164 amino acids.